AUGGCCAAAAAAGACGCCAAGGGAGGAAAGGGGAAAGCGAAGGAUACCUCGGACGCCGAUGACAAGGGCAAAGGAGGCAAAGGCUUGAAGGCUGCCACCUCGAUCAAUGUCCGACACAUUCUAUGUGAAAAACAUUCCAAAAAAGAAGAAGCCCUAGAAAAGCUCCGCAAUGGGUCCAAGUUUGACGAAGUAGCUCGAGAGCUCUCGGAAGACAAGGCUAGACAAGGAGGAUCGCUAGGCUGGAAGGUUCGAGGCAGUCUGCACGGUGACUUUGAAAAGGUGGCAUAUGAUCUCGAGCCUAGUACGACGGCGAGUCCAAAUUACGCUGAGGUCAAGACUAGUUUUGGCAUGUCAUCCAACAUGGCUCUGCUGGGGCCCUCCCUGACCUCACAGGCCAGGGCAGCCGAAUUGAACGCUGCAAACGCGGCGCGAGCGAGAAUCAUGAGCGGCGAACUGAGUGAUAUGAGCGAAUUGCCGUCUGCCCAGCCAGUCUCCCUUGGCGAUUUUACAAUACGCAGCCAGACAAACAACAAGGGCUCCAAGUCUUGGAAGCCCUUUCCCCAGGAGGACAGAGCGAAUGAGCAAGCUUCUGGAACUGGAGAGGCCUUCAGACGCCCUCAUCGCCCUGUUGAUCGUUACUUUCCGCCAAAUGCUUCCCCAAGCCCUGCAUAUCACCAGACGCAGCUCAGGAGCCCGUCUCUUCCUUAUUAUGGUCAUGGCGCUGCCUCAUAUCAAAUUCCAGACUAUCAGUAUCCAAUGUAUCAGGGAAUGAAUUACUACCAGCAAAUGUAUCCUGGCCAGAUGGGCUACUACCCCAUGAUGCCUGCAAUGCCUACCAACUAUCCAAUGAUGCGAAGUCCUUCACCUGGAAAGAGCCUAAACAGGAGACGACAAAACAGAUCAAGAAAUCGCUUUGCGCUGCAUGAUAUGAGUCCCACCAAGCAGCAAGAGAAAACAAUGUGCUCAAAAUUAGCUGAAUAUGAAGUUGACAAGAAACAAGGCAACGAGCAGCAAAUCAAGGAGUACAAUUUGCCAUACUCUGGUUCCGACACACCCUUGAAAAGAAUCGCACUCGAGUGUAAGGAGUUGAGUCACCCAAAAUCUGAAGAGGAUUCCCAUGAUUUGGUUCAAGAUACUCAACAAUUUCAGCAUCAAGAUCCACCAUCUACCCCUGAGCAAGUGAUAUGCCGUCCCGAGCAAGAGAUUUCAGUCAAGGAUCAGCCUCAGACACCUCGACACGAUCAAGCCCCAGACUCCCCUCAGAUGGACUUUCUAGGAUCUGACAAUGCAGAAGAAAAAUUUUACAGUCCAUCUCAGCCGUUGUCUCAGAGUCCUAGCUCUCAUCUGGAAUUUUCGCCUCAAUCUAUCCUGCAUACUAAUUCGCCUAAACUUGCAGCACCGCCGCCAAAAUUUUCAUUGGCCGACGCAAAUAUUUCAUCUGAAAGAACUUCUGAAGAGCAUCAUUCUCUUUCUAAAGCUCGCGAUGGAAAUUCUUCAAUGACAAUAGCUAGACCUGGGCAUAUCGGACCACCUAGUAUAGGGGAUGAUAGUCGGGAAAUGAGGAAAUUUUCGCUAGAUGAUACAGAAAUUCAUGACGAAAGUGCCGAACUUAACUCGUUCUUAAAUGGUGUUCCAAAGACCUCCUCUCGCCCCGAAAGAGACAUUUUUGAUCUCGAAGACCCCUUCGCACCGGAACCGAAUGAUGGCGUUCCUAGUCAACCACGAUCGCCAUCUCACCAGCGUGAUCGCUCUUCUGUCAAACCGUAUGCACCACUGGUAAACAAAUACGAGAAAGACAUCUUUGCUUCCGAAGAGAGCCGCGAGAAAGAACUAGCCAAUAUUUCCACCGAGGCAACAUGGAAAGAUUUUCAGCAGGGACCGAAAAGGAUCAGAGUGCCAGGGUCUAGACUCGCUCAACUUUUUGAGAACAUUCUAUUGACAGAGAGAAAAGAUGUCAAAGGUGAAAUCUCAAAAAGGUCACGCCCUCCCCCGGGUCUUGAUUUCUCCGGCUUUGGUCCGCCGGCUCCAUGGAUUUCCAGUGCAUCCCAUACCGGGGUUUACUACGAAAGAGUGUUAGAAGCCGAGGACUGGUUUCAUCAGGGCAAUAAUCUACAAGAUGAUUUACCUCCUGAGUUUGGACAAAGACUUAGUCAUGAGUUGGACAAGGUAUUGAAUGUCAACAACGAGGAAGCAGGGGCAGUGCAGGCUUGCGAUAUGUUUAAAAGAGUCAUGGGAAACUUGUACUCUUACUCGCGCACAUACAAGAGUGGAAAACAGACCUGCAAAAGCCUCGGCUUUGCUGACCUGGACCCUGUCAGUGACUCGUGCUGUGAACCACGAUAUGGUGGCCGGCGCAGCUUUUUCGACAAUGACCCGUGUGCUCGGCAAUGGCGAUUGCAGACGACACGUUUUGCGUCGGAUUUCAUGCUCAGUGUGCAACGUCAAUCUACUCUGACUCGUGAUCACAGUAGCUCUAGUGAUUCUCUGUCUUGA
Talaromyces rugulosus is the source of this 2493-nucleotide messenger RNA. RefSeq lists its product as uncharacterized. NCBI's taxonomy places the organism in Eukaryota, Fungi, Ascomycota, Eurotiomycetes, Eurotiales, Trichocomaceae. Bases 1 to 2493 code for a protein of 830 amino acids. The record is from RefSeq and is a predicted model, not a curated record. Gene Ontology annotation, biological process: rRNA processing. The transcript is spliced from 4 exons. Gene Ontology annotation, molecular function: DNA binding; peptidyl-prolyl cis-trans isomerase activity.